GAACGCUACUUCGUGUCCCCGACGUUGCUUCGAGUGGUGCGCGUGGCGAAGGUGGGGCGAGUCCUGCGUCUAGUGAAGGGAGCCAAGGGCAUCCGAACGCUCCUCUUCGCCUUAGCCAUGUCCUUGCCCGCGCUCUUUAACAUCUGUCUGCUGCUCUUCUUGGUUGUAUUUAUCUUUGCAAUCUUCGGCAUGUCAUUCUUCAUGAACGUCAAACACACUGGGACCUUGGACUCUGUUUACAACUUCGAGACGUUCUUCCAGUCUUUCAUUUUGCUGUUCCAAAUGAUGACGUCAGCUGGGUGGGAUGGUGUACUUUCUGGCAUUAUCAAUGAGAGGGACUGCCGGCAGCCUGAUCCGGAGACCGGCGAUCCUGGUAACUGCGGUAACCAAGCCAUCGGUAUAGCCUACCUAAUGGCUUACCUGGUAAUGACCUUCCUCAUCAUUAUUAACAUGUACAUCGCUGUCAUCCUCGAAAAUUACUCCCAGGCAACAGAAGACGUGGAAGAAGGUCUCACGGACGAUGACUACGAUAUGUACUAUGAGAUCUGGCAGCAGUUCGAUCCUAAAGGCACACAGUUUAUCGAAUUCUCCACUCUCUCAGAAUUUUUGGACGUGUUAGAGCCUCCUCUUCAGAUUCACAAGCCAAACAAGUACAAAAUCGUGUCAAUGGAUAUCCCCAUUUGCAAAGGAGACCUUGUAUUCUGCGUUGAUAUCCUUGAUGCAUUGACUAAGGACUUCUUCGCUCGUAAAGGAAACCCAAUUGAAGACUCUGGGGAUAUAGGUGAAGUAGCACCUCCUACAGACAGGCCUGGUUACGAACCAGUGUCCUCAACGCUAUGGCGUCAACGUGAAGAAUACUGCGCUCGACUAAUACAACAAGCGUGGCGCAAACACCGGCAGCAUAAAGACCUCUCCUCACUCUCGGGAGCUGAUUCCCAAGAAGACUUCAAGCAAGCAGAUACCGCCGUCCUGGUGGAAAGUGAUGGAUAUAUAACAAAAAACGGCCAUAAGGUGGUGAUUCACUCGCGAUCACCAUCGUUGACGUCAAGGUCCACAGAUGUGUGACUGAAAAAGGCGAGUAAAUAAGUUGUUGCUUUUUAUCUACUAACAGGAGCCAGUUGUGAAUAGCCUUGCUGGAAGGUGGCUGGGGUAACGGUCGCCUGCCAGGUGAAAAGGCUUGGCUAAAGUUGUUGCUUUUUAUCUACUAAAAGGAGCCAGUUGUGAAGAGCUUUAUUGAAAGGCGAUUGGCACACAGUCGUUUGCUAAGUGAAAAAGCUCGACUAGAGGUCCCACAAGGCUCUGAUAUUAAAUAUAUAUCUACUAAUAGGAGCCAGUUGUGAAGAGCUUUAUUGAAAGGCGAUUGGCACACAGUCGUUUGCUUAGUGAAAAAGCUCGACUCGAGGUCCCACAAGGCUCUGAUAUUAAAUAUAUGUAAAUCCGCCGUUAACGAACAGUUAACCUCGUUGGUGUUGGCGGUUGGACCACUCUUGCUCGGGAACACUUCACUCCUAAUGCCUUGUUGUUUAAGUUUACAGUCCAACUGUCCUCAUCAGCUUCCCGAUCUUCGAGUGCCGCACCCUCUGUGCAGAUAUUACUGGCCUAAGUGAUUCACUAUAUGUUUAUUUUUGUAUUUAACAUUCUGAAUGAUUAUUAGGCCCUUAGUUACCCGUCUUGGUACUGCUGCUGGGUUCAAGCGAGACUGGGAAACAGUCUUCGCGACUCUCACUCGUAGCUGGCGCGGAGGUGACGAGAAGCCUGAUGACACUGCCACCCAUGGCCGCCCACACACGCCCACGCUCACAGUAUUGUUAACACCCGGUGUAUGAAGCACCGACAACACCACAUCCCAUCCCCGAGGACGGCCAGGGUGUGCACCAGACCGAGGCAGCAGAUGAGAAAGAAGUGGAGUUGUGGGUGGAAAGCCAUGCAGCGCCAUGAGGGGGUUUCAUCACAGAGGAAACUGUGUACAUAGUGCAGGGGGGCGGAGUGGUGCUCACUGAACCUACGUGAUAUGGAAAAUACCCUGGACAUGUGCAUUUUCCACCAGCAGAAGGACAUGUUCUUGACAAGUAUUAGAGAAUCUUCGAACUGCAUAAUUAACCAAGUUCAUGAACUGUGUGAUACACAAUGCCUUUACAGGAGUGCAUAAUGUAAAUAACGGGUGCACAGUAUGGUAGAAUCUGUUCGUUAGGCGUCUUCAUGGACAACCAGCCACCCGUCCUCCCCAGUCCUCAUCCUCUGCUCUUUCUCCUUCAACUCUUCCUUCACCUUGGCGCUCUGGUCUGUCCUUCAAUCUCAUCACACUCAGCCUCCCAUUCCAUCCGUUACUUCUUUUAUAAAUCAGCAUGCAACUUUGCCCAUUCUUUGCAUCAUUGCCCAUCCCUUUGUUUCAGCAUUCAUUUACCCUUUUUUCUUCGCUUGACUCUUCCUUUGUACGUGGAAGGCACUGCAUGAACGGCCUGCACUGAGCCAAUUCCCCUGGCGCAGUGCAGUCGGACCCUUCAGUGACCCAGUGACUGGCAUGCCUCUCUUAGGUUAGGCUGAGAUCACGGGCUCAAUCACAGGCUGCGGGAUUGGGCGAAGAAGGAGCAAUACUCAGUUCUAGGGAAAGCCUGCUUCAAUAACUUUGUUAAAUAAGGCAGAAUGGGUGAUUAUCUGUCCUCUGGGGGACGCAGCUUAUUAACAAAUGUAGUGUUGCUACAAUUAUCAUCAUUGAUAUUGUUAUUAUAAUUUUUAUUUAUAUCAUCAUUAUUAUUAUUCAUACUAUUAUUAAUAUUAUGAUUAUGCAUCCGAAAAUCUUUAUUAUCUAGACUACGACCCCUUAGACUUCCUGUAUUUCGACUCACUUGAUUCUCCAUCAACAUAAUUGCUCUUUUGCGUUUGUACGUUGACCUUAUCGCUGCCACCUUCACCAGUGCCUCGAGGGAGCCGCGAGGGUGAUACCGGUGCCAGGCGUCUCUCUCUUCCCCAAGCAGAGGCGCCGGCUGGAGGUUUUCUCCUUCGCCCGCCCCUCUUUCCACCCCCCUUGUAAGACUGACGGAUGAACAGACUCAUGGGACUUAGUUCUUGAAAGAUUAGUGGACUUAUGGACUUGUUCAGCUCCCCAGCUUUAGACUUGCAGCAGGUUGGUAAUAAGGUUUUCAACUUCAUCGCGCUUUUUUUAUACUUUCUUUCUUUUUCUAUGUACAUCCCGCCCCCUCCUCCCGUUUUCCUUUUCUUUAUCUUUUACUCCUGUAUCCCCUGUCCUAGUUCCUUAUCUUCUUCCAUUCCUGUAUUCCGAAACUUAUCUACAGUUAAGGAUGCCGUGUUGGCGAGUUAUUUUUGCAUUGUUGCGUCAUUUAUUCAUUAGUUGUCAUAGAGAUUUUAGUAGAUCACGUUUCAGAUGCAAUAUCUUGUGUUAGGAAAAAAGAAGCAUUGCUUAUUGACUACGUAAGAUAAACUGAUAUUGAUACACCAUUCUGUGCAUGAUAGGCGAAUAAAUAUAUGUAUAUUAAAGUAUGUAUUUAAGAAUUUAAUGUUGGCCAUAAAUUAGAAACUCAAUUCAGCUGCACGGAAAAACGUGAGAUGAAUAUACAGAGGUGUACAGCGUGCUGCGGCGGGGAAAGAUCCACCAGGAGUGCGGGCGAGCCAGGGCCGGGCGAGUCCUCUUCCCCCGCGGUGACGCCGCCUGGCUCCCCGCGCCUCCCGCUCCGCCCCGCCCCCCGCCGCCCCUCCACGCCACCUGCCGCCUCCACCAAGCACCACCACUGGCGUUUGGACAUCUCCAGCUGAUCGCUAGUGCUUCUACCACUCUGUUCCUACCUCUCGUCUUCAUGAUUGAAUAUUUGUUCAUUCUUCUCAAAAGUCACAGUUUAUUAUCAGGUAUAACUAAAAUUGCUGAAAAUCUUAUCUCCUGAGGAGUUACACUUAGAAUUUAGCUCUUAAGAAUUUUCUCUCAUAUUAGUACUCCAGGCUUGACUGUGCUGGCGCGAGUGGGCAUGGUGCCACUAUGGCAGCCAAUCAACGAGCGACUCUGUUUCCCUCCAGGGCGGCACGCCGCCCCUUGUUUGUAGUAGGUGAUGGUAGGUCAGUGCAGGCCCCUGAGGGCCUCGCUCUCAGUGUAUUGUCCACCGCUACACCGCUCGGCCAUCACACGGCACUCUGCCCUCUCGACCAUACAACAACGGCUUGUAACUGCAGACACUAACUUUUAAGAGACAGUGCUGUGAAACUCCUUCAGAUUUGUACAUCUCUUUGUUUGCAACAUGGAGUGCCCCACCGGAGCUCACGGCUCUCCACACCUCAUCCAUAUUCUACACUAAAUUAUUCUGCCGUUGUCGAUGGGGCACUCGCAAGCACUCGGUUAUCAUUCCUUUGGUUAAUAUCCACUUGUGAAACCAAUUAUGUAAUAUUCAAACUGUUAUAUUCUUGAUAAACAAAUUUGUUUUCUAUUCUCAAGUUUGCAAUGAGAUGUAAUAGUUUAAAGCUACGCCCUUUUGUAAGUUAACCCGCGGAGAGCAAGGGAGACUCGCAGAGGUGGCGGCACCUGCUAAACCUGUUCAUACGUGUAGUAGGUCUGCCACCCGCAGUUCUCGCAAAGUAAUGUAAAAGAGAGUAAAGAUCAACGCAACGUCUUUACUUCCUCGAAUCAUUACGUGCAGCGUCGAGGUGAGGAACACUCCAGGCACCGUGUGACCGACUCACACACCGUCCCUCACGUACAGGCCGGUCAAGGCGUCGCGCUCAGGUGCCACGCUUCGACACUCACGGCUUGCUUCUGGGAGGCACUUGUGAUAAACUCUGCGCAUGCGUGAUUAAAUGCAUACAUACAUACAGACAUGUAUAUUCGUAUGUAUAUGUAUAUAUAUACUUAUACAUGUGUGUGUGUAUGUGCGUGUGUGUGUGUGUGUGUGUGUGUGUGUGUGUGUAUGCGUGCGAGCAUGUAUGUCCGUGAGAGGCGAUAGAAAUUAAACAGAUAAAGGAAUAGACAUAUAUUAAAGUAGUAAGUGUUCAGUUAUCUCUGAAAUAUCCAUACAGUCACCAAACCAGUUGGAGGGAAAGCAGAGAGAGUAUUACCAUAUACUUCAGUGAUUCAAAUAAUAAAAAAGAAAGACCGAAAAUAGAUAAAAAAAAAAGUUCUUGCCAGCCAGACACUCAAAAGGAACCCCCAAGCAGUGCCCUUCUCCCCCUCCCCCCUCCCUCCCUGGACCCGACCUCUUGGGCGCGAGAGGGGAAGCCAGGAGGACCGGGAACGCUGCUGGUUCGGCUCCUUGUUCAUGUCGACCAGAUGGCUCGUGCUGGUCACCACUGUCAGUGUCAGCUGGACUGUUGUCGCUGUGUUACGCAUUGCCAAUCACUAGUCGAUUGUAUGCUUCGUGAAUGCUAGUUUAAGUCGUGGUUGAGCGAGGGAAAUUCAAAUCCACAAGAGGACAUUAAAAUUAGUCUACAAGACACCACGCCAAGGACGCUUUGGUAGUGGGAGGCACCGACUCGAGGAGCGGAGAUUGCUAGAUGCUUGUACUAGUACCCUGCACAACACUCACUCAGCGCGUUAUUAUGAAAAAAAUUAAGCUCUGAAGGUUUUCCUCACCCAAAGACUUUUAAAAAGUUCUCGUAGUUUGUUUAGGAAAAAAAGAAAAAAAAUGUUCUUCAUAUACUCAGUAAUGUACCAACGAUGACCAUGUGUGAGAGCUAUGUGUUAAUGCCUCCUGGCCCUGGCAUCUCGAGUGUUUGCAUCAUCUGACGUGCCAUUUUCACUGUUGUGUAGUUACUGACAUACCAGGGACACUGUUAUGUAGCUGAUAUGCUAGGUAUAAAUUGUAAAGAGUUGCACUGUUGUAUAGUUAAUUACUUACAUCAAGUAAAUGAACUAAGAUUUUAAAAAGUGUUUAAUAAAAUACCGUUAAGAAAGUAGCACUCGACUAACCCUAGUUAAAAAAAAGUAUCAACAUAUCAUUUUCUUGUUAUCAUUUCCAUUAUUCUGUAGACAUAUACCGAACAAAGCCUAAAGUAUGAACUAAAUUCGUUGCAAACAUAAAGGUAGUUUUUAAACUCAAGAAUAUGCUAGUUUCCCUUACCUAGAGUACCGAUAGAAAUGUCAAUGGACCAGAUUUUAUUCACUUUUCUUAGUAUUUCUAGCAUAUCGGAUACAUUGCAGAUAUAGUCAUGUUAAAACAUGUCAGAUGUACUGCUGUGUUGUACCAGCCCACUAAAGUAUGCUGUUAUUAUAUGCUGAUACCUAGUGCGUUGUGAUAUUCAGUUCCCACGUCAGAUGCUAUCGUGUCUGAGCAAUUCACAAAAUAAUACUCCCAAUUGUCUCUUUCUCUCUUUCUCUCUCUCUCUCUCUCUCUCUCUCUCUCUCUCUCUCUCU
Messenger RNA from Penaeus chinensis, 6349 nucleotides. RefSeq names its product sodium channel protein para-like. Bases 118 to 1065 code for a protein of 315 amino acids. Gene Ontology annotation, molecular function: voltage-gated sodium channel activity. The transcript has a single exon. Gene Ontology annotation, cellular component: voltage-gated sodium channel complex; plasma membrane. The record is from RefSeq and is a predicted model, not a curated record. Gene Ontology annotation, biological process: neuronal action potential; sodium ion transmembrane transport; membrane depolarization during action potential. NCBI's taxonomy places the organism in Eukaryota, Metazoa, Arthropoda, Malacostraca, Decapoda, Penaeidae.